AUGAAUCCCAGACGCAGAAAGUACUGGUACCUCUGCAUUCCUGUUACAAUUGUCAUUGUCAUUGUGGUUGUCGUGCUGGCUCUGUUCGUCGCCUUCCCUGCAAUCGCACAAAACACUAUUAAUGGUAGCAGCAUCAACAUCCAGAAUGCUGACAUCACCUUUGGUAGCACCGGUUCUGUUAGCAAACGCGAUGUUACUGAUGGAAACUCAACCUUCAAUUUGGAUAUGAAGAGCAGCCUUUCUAAUACUGGACCUUUCUCGGCGACAAUUACUUUUGAUACCAUUGAUGUUUAUUAUAAUGACACCAUCUUGCUUGGAUCCAUGAACCUUCCAACUGCACACGUUAGCGGAGGCCAUGGAGAACUGGACGCUAACACUGUGUUCACCGUAGCAAACCAAACAGAUUUUGGAAACUUUGCCAAAGACAUGCUGGCAGUCGAUAGCUUCAAAUGGACGCUCAAAGGAGGUGCCUCAAUCAGCGCACUCUCACGCACAGCUCACGUAAAUUUAAACAAGGAAAUCACACUGUUUGGUAUGGGUGGCUUCCCCAAUGUUACUAUUACUUCUUUCAAUCUUCCCUAUAAUGAUCCUGCUGGUGGUAUCCAUAUGACCCUCGGAACCGUUCUUGUUAAUCCUUCUCCUAUUGGUGUCCAACUUGGUACCAUCCACAUGUCUGUCGGAUAUCAAGGCGUCUAUCUAGGUGAUGUUACAGCUACUAAUGUAACUCUUGUGAAUGGACCGAACACUUUGAACUUCGAAGGCCGUAUGGUUCCCCUCACCAACCCGAAUGAUCUUGCUAUUGUUAGCGUUUUAUUCUCUAACUAUCUUGCUGGAAUACCCUCUAAUACCACUGCAACUGGCGUGUCUGCUGCUCCUGACGGUGUUCAUGCUGUCUCUUGGUUAUCUCAAGGUCUUGAAUCUGUUCAGCUGGAUGUUAGUCUUGCUCCUAAUUCUGCCCUCCAGAUCAUCACUGGCGUCACCAUGGGUGAUUUGGAUCUAGUAUUCACUAACGCCACUGCAUACUCUCCUGCUACCAGUGCGCCUAAUGUCACAGCCAACUUUGUGAUGCCCUUUGGCUUUUCCAUUAAUAUUACCGAGGUUACCCAAAAUAUUACCCUUGGAACUCCCACCACUGGCCCUAUUGCCAAUUUGAACUCUGGUUACGUUCAAUCCACUAGCAACCAAACCACUGGUACUCUGGCUUUUGCUCUCAACCAAGCUCCUCUGAUGGUCAUUCCUGGAAUGGAGACGGCAUUCAAUGAUUUCAAUGCCAAUCUUACUCGUUUGGGCUUGUUCAACUUCACUAUUGCUGGAAAUGCCACCAUUGGAGCUCAAACUCCUAUUGGUACUGUGCGACUCAGUAACAUUCCAUUCAAUACCACUACAUCUUUGAAUGGUCUUCAAAAUCUCAAUACUACUAGCACUAUUAUCAACAGCAUUGAUGUUACUGGUGGUACUACUGAUGGUCUCCAACUGGCUAUCUCUGUUGGCAUGGAAAACCCAUCUAACUUGCAAAUUGCCACGGGCGAUGUUACUUUCUUGAUGAAUGCCGGUGAUACUCAAGUGGGCACUGUUACUUUGCCUAACUUGAAUCUUACCAGAGGUCCAAACACUGUUAUGGCUGUUGGUGCUUUUAAUCCCGCCGGAUCGGAUGCAGGCCAGCAAUUGCUCACUACUUUCAUCGAAGGUAAACAAAACACUGUCGGCAUUAACGGUUACAACGGUACAACCAUUGUUGCCUCUCUUCAGGAAGGUCUUGAAGGCAUCAUUCUAUCAUCCAUCAUGCCAGGCUUGAACGCCACAAUUGUACAAGGAGCCAGCCUUAGCAUCUUGGACGAUACCCUUACCACCGGUUACGCCACCACCUUCGUCACUAUUGCUAAUCCAUUCACUGCUGGUAUGAGCAUUACUCAUGUUAUUUCCGCUGUUACUUACUCCGGUAUGCCUGUUGGCAACAUUGACUCCGAUCUCGGAAGCAAUCCCAUCGUUGCAGGAGGUCAUUCAAGUGCUACCUCUGGAGGAAUUCCAUUGAAGAUGAACUUGGAGCCGGCCGCUGUGGCCUUGCUUCUUAGAGCCAACGCUGUAUCUGCUGGAAUUGAUGUUCAACCAUUGGACGCUUUGUUGACUAUGGGAGGUUUCGACAUUCCAGGACAGCAGCAAGUUAGCGCAUCCGCUGAAGUAUUCAAUGGUUUCAACGUUGUAGAUUUUGUUACCAAGGCUCUGGCUAACCUUCACGUUGACUUGCAAUUGGUAUCCACUGUUGUGAUUGGUCAAUACACGGACGAUUUAUCAUUUGUUCAAAACAAUAUCGCAUGUAAAACAGACUCUACUGUUUCCAAACUCAUCCCUAUUGUCGGUCAGCCUAUUGUGCAAUCCAUUGUCAACUCGGCUGUUCUCUCAUUCGACAGUAUCAUUCUCUCUAGUCCCACGAACAGUAACUUCCAAGUUCAAAUGAAUGGUAAACUCACCGGUACUGGUCCUUUCUCUGCCACCAUUUCUUUCCCUACUCCACUCAGCGUUGCCUGGGAAGGAAGAACUCUUGGUACUGUCAGCAUGUCCAACAUCCAAACUCAGCCUGACACAGGUGCUACCUUCAGCGUUACUGGUACUUUCAGUAUUACUGAUAAUGGUGCCAUGGGUGACUUUGCUGCAUACAUGUUGAACAACAAUGAUUUCAGCUGGGAGAUUACUGGAAAUUCUGUAUCUGUCACCGCUCUGGGUUAUACUUUUACCGGCUUGUCCAUGGUCAAGGAUGUCUCGCUCACUGGUAUGCAAAGCUUUAAGGACGAUGUCACCAUUACUGCCUUCAAUUUGCCUGCCAAUGACCCUAACGGUGGAAUUGUACUGGAUGUUACUACUGCUAUCAAGAACCCCAGUACUGUUGGUGUCGAUCUCUCUGGUAUUGCUUUUGAAUCUUACUUGGGCAGUGUUGAUCUUGGUCCUCUUUCUUCAGUUGGCGGUGCCAACUUCCCACCCAAUGGCCAGUCCAGUGUCAAUUUAACUGGCAGUUUGCAAUCUCAGUCAUCAUCACAAGGAUUGAGCGCUAUUCAGACCUUGUUCACCAACUUUUUGUCUGGUAAAGCAACCUCCCUCACUGUGAAAGGAAAAUCUGCAUCCGGUCCAUCCGGUCAAGUUGACUGGCUUACCCGUGCAUUCGAAAGUUUGACCAUUGAUAAUGUUGAACUACCUGGUUCCUCUGGAAACCUGUCAUUGAUCCCUGCUAUUACUCUGAAAGACUUGUCUCUUGACUUCACCAAGGGUGCUUACUCACCUUUGUCUUCUUCUAAUGAUAUCGAAGCUACUCUUCAGUCACCAUUCGGAUUUCCCUUGGAUGUUACCAGCUUAUCUCAAACCUUGGCUGUUAAAGUGGGUGGCAUGACAAUCGCUAAUCUCAAUAUUCCUGAAAACCCAGCUACCACUACUGGAACUACAGUUAAAACUGGAUACACGGACGUCACUUUUGCUGUUCCUUCAGAUGCUCAUGACGUCUUCAACCAAUUCACUAAGGCUCUUACUUUGACUGGAAAUAAUACCUUUGAACUAUCUGGUGUUGUUAACGCUCACACAGGUACCAAUGCUGGAGCUAUCCAGCUUGGUUCCAUUCCAUUCGAUGUUCAAACUUCAUUGAUGGGUAUGUAUACUUCGUGUGUUGUCACAAUUAAUAGCAUCUCCAUCAUUGGUGCUACUGCAAACUACGUUGACACCAAGCUUUCUGUCACUUUGAACAGCCCAUCGCCUAUUACUAUCUCAGUUGGUGAUGUUACUCUUCGAGUCAUCUAUAAUGGUUACGAUAUUGGUCCGGCUAUUAUUAAAGACCUGGUAGUCAAAAACGGAGCGAACACUUACGAUGCUGACUUCCAGCUAACUCCAACCGCUGAUACCCAGCAACAAGUGGUUCUUGCCUCGGUACUGUCUGGCUAUUUAAUGCACCAAACAUUCCAAAUGCAAGUUACGGGUACAAGCGAAUCAACAUCCGUGGAUUCUUUGAAAGAUGGCUUUGCUGGCAUAUCUCUGGCUACCUCUUUGACAGGCAUUGAACCUACACUUAUUGUUGGCGCUGCCAUCUAUACUCUCGAUGGAUGUGGCGAGACUGUGUGCAUGGGUACUACGUUUACUCUCCAAAAUAGUAUUGAUACCGAUUUUGCCAUUGAGUCACUUCAAGCUGCCGUCUACUUUAUGUCAGCCGACCUGAACAUCACAACUCCUACGCAAAUAGGAAGCGUUCAAUAUACAUUUGAUCCAGUCCUCUCCAUUCCUGCCAGAGGUCAAGUAACAUCUACACAAGUACCAAUUGCAUUCGAUCUCGACGCUAUGGAUUUAUUGGGACCACUAGUUAACUUGCUGACCGCUCCUCCGUUCGGUUUUUAUGUCAACGUUGCCCAAACUGCUGUUAUAACAGUUGGUUCAGGCGGACCUUUCCACGGUGCUCUUCAAUACUCGCAGAACAAUGUCUGGACCAGUAGUAUUCCAUUGGCCCAAUCUAUCGGAAUCGAUACCUCUGGAUAUGGCACGUUACCCAAUGUCACUACGCCUAAUGUCCUCAGUGCCAAUGCAUCUUCCAGUGUUGUCAGCUCUUCAAUUCCCGUUUCUACUGCCUCUGCUCCUAUUUCUACUGCCUCUACUCCUGUAUCUACUACUACUUCUUCUGUUGUUGAUACAACAUCUGAUACUACCACAGCUACACCUGCAGUGACUACAACAGAUACUACCACCACAACUGACAGUAACACCCCUACUACUACUACCGAUUUGAGUACCCCUACUUCUACAACUGAUGACGCUACCGUCACAGAUUAG
Messenger RNA from Umbelopsis ramanniana AG, 4797 nucleotides. RefSeq lists its product as uncharacterized. The record is from RefSeq and is a predicted model, not a curated record. Lineage: Eukaryota; Fungi; Mucoromycota; Umbelopsidomycetes; Umbelopsidales; Umbelopsidaceae. The transcript has 5 exons. Bases 1 to 4797 code for a protein of 1598 amino acids. Gene Ontology annotation, cellular component: fungal-type vacuole membrane.